Messenger RNA from Gadus morhua (Atlantic cod), 1704 nucleotides. It is a transcript of the gene dhdds, whose product is annotated as dehydrodolichyl diphosphate synthase. Lineage: Eukaryota; Metazoa; Chordata; Actinopteri; Gadiformes; Gadidae. Gene Ontology annotation, cellular component: dehydrodolichyl diphosphate synthase complex; endoplasmic reticulum. Gene Ontology annotation, molecular function: ditrans,polycis-polyprenyl diphosphate synthase [(2E,6E)-farnesyl diphosphate specific] activity. The transcript is spliced from 9 exons. Gene Ontology annotation, biological process: polyprenol biosynthetic process. The record is from RefSeq and is a predicted model, not a curated record. The coding region runs from base 215 to 1222 and encodes 335 amino acids.
UAUGCCAGCGUCACUGCCUCGCAUGAGGAAGAGGACGUCAGCGUAAAAGCUGUGAGUUGGAAGAUAUGAAAUGGGUUUAAAGUAUUAGCGAUUUAAUUGUGUUUUAAAGUAUUGGAGAUAUUUCAAUAGCAGUAAACGAAUGGGUUGCAUCAGCGUUUUGCUGUAUGUAUCGGAGCAUUGCUUGGAGACGUUGUGUAGCGUUUAAUGGUUGAAGAUGUCGUGGAUAAGAGAAGGAGAAUUAAACCUUAUUGAGCGUCUCUCGGCAAACGUCCUGAAGGCCGGUCCUGUUCCUAAACAUGUCGCCUUCAUCAUGGAUGGGAACCGACGCUUUGCUCGCAAGAAACACGUUGAUAGGCAGGAGGGACACUCCCAGGGAUUCAACAAACUAGCAGAGACGCUGCGCUGGUGUCUCCAGCUGGACAUCCCGGAGGUGACGGUUUAUGCCUUCAGCAUUGAGAACUUCAACCGCUCGCGCGAGGAGGUGGACGGACUGAUGGAGCUCGCCAAACUCAAGUUCCUCAGACUGCUUGAUGAGCGGGAUAAGCUGGAGAAGCACGGCGUGUGCAUCCGUGUCCUCGGUGACCUCACCCUAUUGCCGCUCGACCUCCAGCAGCUCAUUGCGAAGGCCGUGGUCGCGACCAGAGAACACAACCGAUGUUUUCUGAACGUGUGUUUUGCCUACACUUCGAGACAUGAGAUGGCCAACGCGGUGAGAGAGAUGGCAUGGGGGGUGGAGCAAGGGCUCAUCAAAGCCAGCGACGUGUCCGAGGCCCUUCUCAGCGAGUGUCUGUACAGCAGUAACUCCCCGAACCCUGACCUCCUCAUCAGAACCUCCGGGGAGGUGCGCCUCAGUGACUUCCUCCUCUGGCAGACGUCCCACUCCUGCUUGGUGUUCCAGUCGGUCCUCUGGCCCGAGUAUUCCUUCUGGAACCUCUGUGACGCCGUCAUCCAGUACCAGUGUAACCACGCCUCCAUCAUGAAAGCCCGCGAGCUCCACCAGGACGAGCAGCGCCGGCAGCAGCUGGAGGCGGACCACGCCUGUGUCGCCGAGCUCCUGCAUCACCAUGGCAACGGCAAGCCGGCCGACGGCCCUCGGAGGCAGGAGGCGGUCGCGGAGUACGGCUUGCGGCGGGAGGCCAGGGUGAAGGACUUCCUGGAAGCGCUGCGGAACAAGAGAGACUCUUUUCUCACCCAGCUCGCCAGUCAAGCCACCGUAGCAUAGAGUAGCACGGUGCUAACCAACACCCCCCCCCCGCCCUCCACUUCCUCUUCCCCUCUGUGCUGCCAUGGCAACCGGAAGAGAGGUCUGACAGUCAGACAGUCUGGGCCGAAGUUGAUUCUUUUUUUUUUAUCUGUGAUUUCUACGAGGACGGAAGGAGGGCAAUUUGACCCCUAUGGGGCUGUAAGAGGGGUAUUUAUGUUUGUAGAUAAAAUGUUUCAAUGUCCAAAACUGGUCAAGGUGUAGCUCAUAAAUCUGUUGUGUUCGACACGUGGGACAGAGCAGAAAGAUAUAAAUGUUUGGAAUACGUUACUAAGGCCACCAGCCAUAAGAAUGAGCUUGGUCUGAAAGCACAACGUGCCAUUCUUUAUGCUGUUGUGUUGACAGUUUACAGAACUAUAUUUUGACCAACUUUAAUGAUAGUGAUGCUAAUGUUGUGAUUAUAUGUAUAUUAAUGUUAGUAAAAAGCGGCCUGAUUCAUUUUA